Lotus japonicus is the source of this 810-nucleotide messenger RNA. RefSeq names its product membrane protein PM19L-like. The record is from RefSeq and is a predicted model, not a curated record. The transcript is spliced from 4 exons. Bases 124 to 606 code for a protein of 160 amino acids. Lineage: Eukaryota; Viridiplantae; Streptophyta; Magnoliopsida; Fabales; Fabaceae.
UUUUUUAAUCCAUUACUCUUGUAUAAGAACUCUACUUUGUACAAAAGACAUGCAAUCUCCUAUUCGGUUUUCAAGUGUGAGUUUGGAGUCCCACAUUGACCGACAAUAACACACAGCGCAUAGAUGGCGAACGAGCAAAUGAAGCCUAUUGCCACCCUUCUGUUGGGGCUGAACUUCUGCAUGUAUGUCAUAGUUUUGGGCAUUGGUGGAUGGGCUAUGAACAGAGCAAUAGAUCAAGGUUUUAUUAUAGGUCCAGAAUUACAACUUCCAGCUCAUUUUUCACCCAUAUUCUUCCCAAUGGGAAAUGCUUCCACUGGAUUCUUUGUGACAUUUGCUUUGAUUGCUGGAGUAGUUGGUGCUGCAUCAGCAAUCUCAGGAAUCAAUCAUAUCCGUUCAUGGACUGCAGAGAGCUUGCCAUCUGCAGCUUCAGUUGCUACCAUGGCUUGGACUCUUACACUACUGGCCAUGGGUUUCGCCUGGAAAGAGGUUGAGCUUCGAAUCAGAAAUGCCCGCCUGAAAACAAUGGAGGCUUUCCUGAUUAUCCUUUCAGCUACUCAGCUUUUCUACAUAGCUGCCAUUCAUGGUGCUGCUGCUUAUAGGAGAUAAAACUUGAAUGUUCAGGGAAUGUUUUGUUUGGCUGUUGGCAUGAGGGAAUGUGCGUGUACUUUUUUUUUUCUCUUCCCAAUCAAGACUUCCCCAACUUACAAACGUGGAUGGAGAAUUAGCAGAUUGUGGUGUUGGUGUGGUUUGAAUGACUGAAUUUGUAUGAAUAAGUCAUGUCCGAAGCAAUAAAGGAGAACAUUAUGUGCA